This is a messenger RNA of Fraxinus pennsylvanica, 1815 nucleotides long. The record is from the annotation of a GenBank genome assembly. NCBI's taxonomy places the organism in Eukaryota, Viridiplantae, Streptophyta, Magnoliopsida, Lamiales, Oleaceae.
AUGGCGACGGCGGCGGGGGCGGUGAUGCUUUUGUACUACGUGCUGAGCCGGCGGAUGUCAACGGCAGCGGGGGAGGAAGAUUCUGGCGGCGGUGAGCGCUCGAAAUCGAAGAGUAGAUCUGCAAAGAAGAGGCUGGCUCGGCGUCCAGCUCAGGCUCCUGCCACGUGGCUAGAGACGAUCUCCACGCUAUCGGAGACCCUGAGGUUUACGUACUCGGAGACUCUCGGGAAAUGGCCGAUCGGUGACUUGGCUUUCGGAAUUAAUUAUCUUAUUAAAAGGCAGGAUUAUUUACAAGUUGCAAGUGUGUAUGCUGGCGAAAAUUGUGGGCAACUGAGAGGCCCAGAAAUCAUUGACCAAUUGUAUCAUUAUUUGAAAUUGUUAACCUUUUGCUAUCUUUUCUCAAAGAAGCCAUUUCCAAUAUUUUUGGAGUCUUCUGGCUACUCUGAAGCAGAUGUCCUUCUUCAGAAGCCCAAAGCAGGGAUUCUGAAACCCUCUUUUACCAUUUUACGGGAUGAAAAUUCGAAGUGCUUCCUUCUUCUUAUUCGUGGUACUCAUAGUAUUAAAGAUACACUGACUGCCGCAACAGCUGCACGCUGGAUAGCAAAGCUAAGUACUCCGUUCUUGCUCAAGGCCCUUGAACAAAAUCCUAACUAUAAAGUCAAGAUUGUUGGUCACUCACUUGGUGGUGGUACAGCUGCACUGCUGACAUACAUCCUUCGAGAACAGAAAGAAUUAUCCUCGAGCACUUGUGUCACCUUUGCACCAGCUGCCUGUAUGACCUGGGAGUUGGCGGAAUCAGGGAAACACUUCAUCACUACAAUUAUCAAUGGCUCUGAUCUGGUGCCUACAUUCUCAGCUGCUUCUGUGGAUGAUCUUCGUUCAGAGGUAACCGCAUCAUCUUGGUCGAACGAUCUGCGUGAUCAAGUCGAGCGCAACAGAAUUUUAAAGGUCAUUUAUCGAUCUGCCACUGCUCUUGGGUCUCGUCUACCAUCUAUAGCGAAUGCUAAAGCAAGGGUUGUUGGAGCAGGUGCACUUCUGCGACCUGUCUCAAGCGGCACUGAGGUCAUGAUGAAGCGUGCGCAAGAUGUAGCUCAAGCAGUUGUUAGGACUCGCUCUUCCAUAUCAUCAUGGACGUGUAUGGGUCCCCGUCGUCGUGCUGUGGUUCCUUCAGCUGAUUCCAAAGUGGACGAUUUGCCUGAGGCCAUCCCUCUUAUUCCUGAGACAUCAGAAUCUCUUGCAAUUGAAAAAAUAAGCAGAGAUCUGGAUGCAAACAAGGCAGAAUAUUGUUCUUCGUCUGAUCAAUCUGGGAUAGACGAGACUGAUGACGAGGAUGAUCUCCGUCAUGCGGAUAAAACAGUCGCUACAUCAACUCUGGAGAAUAUUACAGAAGGCGAGUUAUGGUAUGAACUCGAGAAGGAACUCCAGAGGCAGGAGAGUCAGGCAGGUGUCCAUACACAGGAAGAAGCAGAAGCUGCAGCAGAGGAAAUUACCGAAGAGGAGAAGGUACUGUCCGAUGCAGUUGAAAGUCAAACACCCAUUUCUUCCUCGGAUGUUUCAGAGAAUCUACAUUUCUAUCCUCCAGGUAAGAUAAUGCAUAUGGUUUCUAUACCUUUAUCUGAGGCAAACGAUUCAAGUCACAAUGGCUCGGUAGAUGAGCAAGUUGGUAUCUAUGAGACACCACGAGAAUUAUACAGUAAGCUCCGGUUGUCAAGGACUAUGAUAAAAGAUCAUUACAUGCCUAUGUACAAGAAAGUGAUGGAACAAUUGAUCACACAACUAGAAAACGAGGAAGAUGCUAACAAAGUAUUAACAUAA